UGUGGAUUGGCAAGGAUGCGCGUGAAUAAGUCAAAGUACAAGGAUGGCCUCAUCAUUAUUAUCUCUGAAAAUUGGCGCUUAAUUGAACCAAUUACAGGAAGGCCAAAGUGCAACGAUUCAAAAGUGGCUGUGAGUGGCCGGUUGCUUCAUUUGCAAAUAGUGAGCGAACUGAUAACGCCUAGCAAUCUUUUGUCUUUUUUCACCAUCUAUAAAAUGAGUACCAAUUCUGUUCUCAGGCCAAUUUUGGCAGAAAAUUUUCCAAAUUUGUUGGAAAUAUUAAAGGAGAAACUUCCAGACUCAAUUCUCGCAUAUCACUGGACUGCGACACAUUUACAUUGGGCUCAAAACAUUCCAAGUCUAAAAGUUAAAAUUUUGUGCCUCAAUGGCGACUGGAGGCGCGGUGCGAUGGUUGGUUUGACGGAUGGACUGGCCGAAUCAAAUAAAAUCCUAGGAAUGAUUUACGCACCAGAAGACGAAUGUGAAUCUUUGAAUCGGUGCUUAAAAGCGACGGAACUGAUAGAGUGGGAAAGGGUGAAAUGCUUCGUCAACAAUUUGGAUCGAUUUCUCCCAACCCUCACUGAAAUUUUAAAACAAAAAGGAUUCAAGCACUCUGGCGAGUUCCAUGAUUCGUGCUUAUUGCUUUACUUGCCUGCUGAAGAAGCUGCGAACAUCCCACUUAAAGCUCUUCCAGAAAAAGUCCGCGUUGGAUCAUUGGACAAUUCACACCUGGACAUUGUUUGCGAAAACUGGCGACAUUACCACCCUGAUUAUCGGCCCGUCGUCCAAAAAAUGAUCCAGCUGAACGCGACCGUGGGUGUUUUCGUCACAAAUGAGCAGAAUGAGGAGGAAUUGGCGUCGAUGGUGCUUCACACUGACUACGGCGGCUUUGGAAUUUUGCAAACGGUGCCUAAGUUCAGAAGGAAAGGUUUUGCUUCGAUCGCUUUGGCACACAUCGUCAGGGCUCUUGGCCUGAAAGGGUUCAUGCCCUUUGGAACCGUUUUAGCCUGGAACGAGGACUCGGUGAAUCUUUUGAAGAAAUUUGGAUUCAAGGUUUUGGAAGCUUCAACUUGGUUGGAAUUAGAAAAAGAAUAAACUUAUGCGUGAUUAUUACAUCAAAGAAAACGAAUGAUAAUUUAAGAAACUCCUUAAAUGUGCUGCUCAAUAUACGCAUCA
This is a messenger RNA of Neocloeon triangulifer, 1173 nucleotides long. RefSeq lists its product as uncharacterized. NCBI's taxonomy places the organism in Eukaryota, Metazoa, Arthropoda, Insecta, Ephemeroptera, Baetidae. The record is from RefSeq and is a predicted model, not a curated record. The transcript has 5 exons. Gene Ontology annotation, molecular function: acyltransferase activity, transferring groups other than amino-acyl groups. Bases 16 to 1092 code for a protein of 358 amino acids.